Molecule: messenger RNA, 1672 nt
Organism: Alligator mississippiensis (American alligator)
Lineage: Eukaryota; Metazoa; Chordata; Crocodylia; Alligatoridae
Exons: 3
Coding region: 550-1215 (221 amino acids)
Source: RefSeq, a predicted model, not a curated record
CGCCCCGCCCCGCCCCCGGGCGGCACGAGCGGAGCCCCGGCCGGCGGAGCGCAGCGCAGCGCGGUGCCCGGGGGGGGGACGUGUCACACGGGCCGGGAAGAUCCUCGCCUCGGAGCGCGCGGGGCCUGUCGCUGCCCCCUGCCCGGGGGCGCUGGAGCCGGCGGGACGCGCCGCCCUGUCCGCCCGCCGCCAGGGCCCGCCGGCUCCGCGCGGGCAGCCCCGCGCCGCCGCCACGGCGCCCUUAAGUCACGAGGGGCUGUUUUGGGGUCGUGGCGCCAACGCUUGCGGGCCGUGGCCCCCCGGAGCCGCGGGGCGGGAGAGGCUCGCAGCUGCGGGGAGAGUGCAGGGGCGGCUGGGGCCGCGGGCCGGGGUGGGGCGGUCAGGCGGAGCAGCCCCCGGUGAGCGGCCUGCCCAGAGCGGUGCUGCAGCGCGGCUGUCUGCGCCGUCCGUGUCCCCGGCGCUGCCGUGACGGUGCGUGCCCCCAGGUCGCGGCGCGGCGCGGCGGAGCUGGCGGUGGCGGUGGCGGUGGCGGACGUGCGCGCAGAGGAGAUGCCGCCGCCGGGGGCGCGGCGGGAGCAGCCCCAGGCGCGCGGUGCGGACAGGCCGCUGGAGGAGGCCGGGCACAGGGAGACGCGGGGGCCUGGGGACGCCGAGGAGGAGCCCCCGCCCCCGCCCCCGCCCCGCCAGGACUCAGAUCCUGCCUUGUUGGACCUGGUCCUGGCCACAGGCGAUGACUUGGUGAGAGGACUGUGGGUGCUUGACCACCUGGGUGAUAGAAAUCAUCGCCUACUGGAAUUCACAAUCCAGGACAGGGUGUCAAGGGCCUGCAGCAAGGCAGCAGCCCUGGACUUCAGGAGGGCAGACUUCAAUGAGCUUGACACAAGUGCUCGACCCUUCGCUCGUCUGCAGGCUGUACGGGGGAGAGCGCGUUUGUGGAAAAGGAAAACAUCAGCUGGCGACCGGCUGAAGAGAGCAGACAGACACGAGACCGAGCGAGGAGAGUCCGUCCGCCCCCGAACCGCGAGACAACGACGGCAAUCGCCUUCACCGAACAACACAGCGAUCGCCCGGCAAGAGCCCGGGGCCUGGGGGACCUGGCAAGGCUAUGAAAGAUGGGACGAGACCUAUCGAUUCUGGGUCUCGUUCUGCGUGUCACCCUGCAGCACCGGUCUGUCUGCCCAGCACCUGCUCCUGACCAACCUGGCUGGCCACUGAGCGGGUCCCAGUACUGGUAAUGUAAGGUUUGACCUAGAAACUACUAUGCAAAGCCUAAGCAAAAGUGAAUGUUGUGUGUCGAAUGCCCAUCUGCAAUGAUAAGGAGCAGACAGUCUUAGAUAGAGGAAGCUUGAAAACAAAAACAGAAUCAGAGGUACUGGAACAAAGAGCUCAUUAUAAUACUAAAAAUCACACCCCUAGGCGGGGAAGAUAUAUGCUAAUGAAACAUAUGUAUGUUAAUGAGAUACAUGGCUAAAACACAGGUAUAGAGACAUGCUCAGUAAAGAACUCCUUGCGUCACUCCUUUAUCACCAAUCAGCAAACAAGGAUGCUUAUGAAGAUUCAAUCUCUUGUAUAUAAGGGGCUCAGUAUUGCAUACGUGCUGUGCUUGUUUUGUGAAAUUAUUCCCUCCGCUUGCACCUUUGAUUGCUAGCAAUAAACCUUCUUUGUACUUUCA